Molecule: messenger RNA, 866 nt
Organism: Capsicum annuum
Lineage: Eukaryota; Viridiplantae; Streptophyta; Magnoliopsida; Solanales; Solanaceae
Product: ethylene-responsive transcription factor 2
Exons: 1
Coding region: 92-715 (207 amino acids)
Biological process (GO): regulation of DNA-templated transcription; ethylene-activated signaling pathway
Molecular function (GO): DNA-binding transcription factor activity; DNA binding
Source: RefSeq, a predicted model, not a curated record
UUAUGAACCCUUCUAUUCAUCCAGAAUAAAUCCUACUAUUAAGUGAAUUGUACAAGAAACUAUUCAUCCAAAUAUCCAGAGAAAAACAAAAAUGAAUACUAAUCCAGCUGAUGCAGCAUUUUUUUCUUUGUCUGAAUUUGAUUUACUUGAAUCAAUAAAGCAACAUCUUCUAAAUGAUUCUGAUUUUUCUGAAUUUUUUUCGUCAAUGAGUUAUUCAAGCAAUAACUUCGAAUUACCUAAUAGUCCUAACUCAAGUUUUGGUAGCUCCCCUUCAACCGGAUCCCAUGAAAAAUCCGAAUCCGAGGAGGACACAAAUGUACCUACCGUGGCAGCGCGUGAGGAAAAAGUGUCAGGAGACUGGACACGGUACAUAGGAGUGAGAAGGAGGCAGUGGGGCACGUUUGCGGCUGAGAUAAGAGACCCGAAUAGAAAAGGCGCGAGGUCGUGGCUAGGCACAUAUCAGACCCCGGAGGAUGCAGCAUUGGCUUAUGACCAAGCUGCAUUCAAAAUUCGGGGUUCUAAAGCUCGACUUAAUUUUCCUCAUUUAAUCGGCUCGAACAUGCCCGAGCCAGCUAGAUUAACAGCUAGGCGGCGUACGCGCUCGCCUGAGCCAUCGGAUGCUUCAUCCACGUCAUCGGAAAACGGGACAAGAAAGAGGAAAAUAGAUGUGAUAAACUCCAUAGCCAAAGCAAAGUAUUUUGUCAUAGUUAUUUGAAAGGACGAGAAUUCAGUGUUCAAAAUAAUUGGUGAAAGGGAACUUGUAAAUAGUCUUUUCAUUAUAUAUCAAUCACUGUUCUGUUUGGCUGAUUUUGGUUUGAUCAAUCAAUGGCAUUGAGCUUCAUUGUUCUAACAGUUUAUUUGGUUAA